AUGAAAGAUGACAAUAUUCGUGCACAUUGGAGAUGUUUCAUGGCCUGCGGAAUCAUGUCGCUGGCCUUCCUCGAGUAUGGCAUUGAUUUCGGUGUCAUAGGUGGACUGCAGGCAAUGCCUGGUUUCUUGCAAGUCUAUGGCUACAGAGCCAAAACCAGCAUUGGCUGGAACAUCUCCACUACUCGGCAGCAACUGAUUGCUUCGUUGAUGACUCUCGGGGCAUUCAUUAGCUCGGGAACCGCUGGUCUUGUGGCUGCGAAACUUGGUAGGAAAACAUGUCUUUGGCUUGCGUGCCUGCUGUGUGUGGUCUCGACCGUGAUUAUGAUGACUACGGAGACCAUUGGACCGUUGUAUGUCGCGCGCUUCCUCAUUGGCCUAGCCAACGGCUACUUCUUGACGUUUUCACAACUCUACACGCAAGAGAGUAGCCCCGCCAAGUAUCGCGGUCUCUUCUUGACUUCUUUCCAGUUCAUAACAUCACUAGGGACGCUCAUCGGUAACAUCAUCGACUGGGGAACACAAGGCAGACCAGAUAAAACCGCAUAUCUCAUACCUUUAGGCAUUGUGUAUCUUGUACCAAUUCUCAUGAGUGUAGGGCUGCUCUUUAUCCCAGAAUCGCCCAGGUGGUUGAUUCUUCAGAACCGAAUCGAGGACAGCCGGAAGUCACUAGCGUGGCUAAGACCUAAUGGCCGGGUGAUAGAAUCUGAGGUCGCCGAAAUUAGGAAUGCGAUUGCCAUAGAGCGAGAAAUGGGCGGAAAUGUCGGCGUACUUGAUAUGUUCAAGCAUCCAAUUGACCGGCGGCGAACUGGGUUGUCGGUGGGUGCAGUAAGCCUGCGAUCCGCUUCAGGCUCCAUGUUCAUUAUCGCGUUCAAAACCUACUUCCUCACCAUGGCCAAAGUUUCAAAUCCUUUCGCAAUGUCUAUAAUCAUUAGCAUCGCAGGUCUCAUCGCCAUCGCACUGAAUGCUGGUAUUGUUGUCCGGUAUGGUCGUCGCCGGGUUCUAUUGAUGGUUGGGCUUAUCGGUUGCGGCUGCUUGCAGCUAAUCAUCGCUGUCGUAUAUGACCAGAAUCCGGACGCAGUAGAGACUGGCCGGGUGCUUGUUGCACUUUCAUGCUUAUAUAUGAUGGGAUACAGUGGGAUGGUCGGUACCUACGCGUGGGUGUCAGGUGGCGAGAUACCGUCUCAGAGACUUCGCAGUUAUACCUUCGGCCUAGCCUCUGCUAUCGGUUUCCUCGGGGGCUGGGUAAUUACAUUCACAGCACCUUACUUUAUCAAUCCGGACUCACUCAACUGGGGACCACGGUAUGGGUACAUAUGGUUCCCGUCCUGUGUCGUGGGUGCAAUAUGGGUGUACUUCUUCUUGCCUGAGACUCAUAGUCGAACACUAGAAGAUAUUGAUGAAAUGUUCACUGCAGAACUAUCUGCUCGAAGAUUCAGGUCCUAUGACUGUCAAGGAGUUGCCAUGAGAAGUAAGGGGGAUGAUAUUGUUGUACCACAACAGGACGAACCAUAA
Messenger RNA from Neoarthrinium moseri, 1512 nucleotides. RefSeq lists its product as uncharacterized. Lineage: Eukaryota; Fungi; Ascomycota; Sordariomycetes; Amphisphaeriales; Apiosporaceae. Gene Ontology annotation, molecular function: carbohydrate:proton symporter activity. Gene Ontology annotation, cellular component: membrane. Gene Ontology annotation, biological process: carbohydrate transport; transmembrane transport. The transcript has 7 exons. The record is from RefSeq and is a predicted model, not a curated record. Bases 1 to 1512 code for a protein of 503 amino acids.